This is a messenger RNA of Erythranthe guttata (spotted monkey flower), 1719 nucleotides long. RefSeq names its product transcription factor MYB17-like. NCBI's taxonomy places the organism in Eukaryota, Viridiplantae, Streptophyta, Magnoliopsida, Lamiales, Phrymaceae. The record is from RefSeq and is a predicted model, not a curated record.
UUUGCCCUUCUCUAAUUGAUCAAAAAAAAAAGUCCCCAUAUUAUUUUGUUAGUAAUAAUCCUCUUAUGAUUCAAAUUGUUCCUAGCAAAUUAAUCCUAAAACUCACUCUUUAGGGGUUGUGUGCUAAAAAAAAUGCCCUCGUUUUUCUGUUAUAGUAAUUCGGCAUACCACAUGAGUAACACAUGCAAAUAAACUCUUGAAAAAAUGUCUAAUUCGAAAAAAAAAAAAAAAAAGGUUUUGUUAAAUAAAGCUAACAAUAGUAUAUAUCUAACAUACAUGAAAAAAAUUGAUUUAAUAUCUGAGGUCAGGGGAACAACAGCAGAGGGGGGCUGCAAUAAAUAAAAAAGAAUUAUACUUAUAAGUUCCAUUGAAUCAAUCAUUUAAUAUCCUAGUCCAAUUACACUGCACAUUAUUCAACCAUUUAUAGAUUAAAAUUAAAAUUUAUAGAGAGAGAGAGAGAGAAAAUAUGUGGUAAUUUAAUACUUUAAUAGCAGAAAAUCUAGUAUCUGCACAUCUAUAUAUCAGACUGAAUGGUGGCAGCAUUGAAUACACACACACAUAUAUAGCUACAAGUACUGUAUCAUAAUUUAUCUUUGAUCAAGAAUUUCAAGAUUUUGCAUUUAUCUUCUGCCCUUUUGGCCUUAUUUUGUUUUACUUCUUCUUCCUUUGCUGCUGUGUGAGAGUUUGUGUGUGUGUGUGUGUGUGUGUGUGUGUGUGUGUGUUUUCUUGAUGGGGAGAGCACCAUGCUGUGAUAAGAAGGGGUUGAAGAAGGGGCCUUGGACCCCGGAGGAAGACGACAAAUUGGUGGAGUACAUCAAGAACCAUGGUCAAGGAAACUGGCGUAAUCUACCCAAGCUUGCAGGUCUUCUUCGUUGCGGAAAGAGUUGCCGACUGAGGUGGACGAACUAUCUUCGGCCGGACAUCAAACGGGGCCCGUUCACCCCCGAAGAAGAGAAGCUCGUCGUACAAUUGCACGCCAUUCUUGGAAACAGGUGGGCUGCAAUAUCAUCGCAGCUACCGGGCAGAACCGACAACGAAAUCAAGAACCUAUGGAACACACAUCUGAAGAAGCGUCUACUCCAAAUGGGGUUCAACCCGCUAACCCACGAACCCGUUACUCUACAAAACGGGUCGCUGACUAGACCGCCCUCUUCCCCAUCGACCCGCCACAUGACCCAAUGGGAGAGCGCCAGGCUGGAAGCCGAAGCCCGCCUCUCCAAAGAGUCUCUUCUCACUCUCCCACCAUCAAUUGCUAAAUACUCAUCAGAAAACGAUUUCUUCCUGCGUUUGUGGAAUUCCGAAGUCGGAGAAACCUUCCGGAACCUUCACAAAGAAAAAAACCCCGCUCCAUUCUCGUCGUCUUCAUCAGAAGCAACUAUCGAAACGGGGUCCGCAUCGGUUGCAGUAAAAGACGAGAAAGAGUGCAAGAGCAGCAAAUCUUGCAUGGAUUAUUACAUUUGCUGUAAUAGCUCAAAUGAAGUUGAAGACGAAUCCGAGUCAACUUUGGAGAUGCUUUUCGAUUUCCCGAGUAACGACAACGAUAUGAGCUUCUUAGAACAUAGUACCGAUUUCUUUACCUUGUACCCUUAACUAGGUAGUUAAAUUAUAAAAAAAAAAAUCACUUGUUCUGAUGUGGCAUUAACAUCUAAUCUACUUCACAUUUGUUAAUGGAACAUGUUUUUGAGUGAUGUAAUUUCUUCGAAACCGACGAAUGGAGAU